AUGCAAACACCAUUGAAUACGCUCGACACACAAGAACCACUUGAUUAUGAUAAUUUAAAUAUAAUAACACGUCCACGACCACCACGUCGACGUCAAAGUGGUGUUUCAUUAGUACCAUUUCGUCCAUAUGUUAAAUGUUUACAAAGUGUAAGACAACCAUAUUCAUUUGCAAAUGGUUAUGAUAGAUGGAUGGUUAUGGGUAGAAAUGAAAUUUUUUUUACACAACCAAAUGCAAGAUGUAUUGGUUCAUUAAUUGAAGAUUGUGAUGUAUCAGAUGUUAUACGAUGGGAUAUCGAAGGAGAAUCAACACGUUUACCAAUGGUGUGUAAAUUAUGGAUGAUUGUUGAUGGAGCUGUUGUUGAAAGAGGAAAACCACAUUUAGUUCAAGAUGCAGCUGUACAAGUAUCUACAUCAGGUCGUAAUCUUCAUGCAAUAAUAUCAACACAACGACGUUAUAAUCAAACAACAACAACACUUGAUCGACGUCGUCGUCAUUCGUGGCAUGAUGUUAAUGAAUAUCAUAGUGUACCUUAUUAUCAAUAUACUCGUGCUAUUCGAAUAGGAUAUCAAAGAGGUAUUCAAUGUGAUAUUGAUAAUGAACAAUUAAUAAGUAAACAAGAAAUUCUUUCCGAAGUUGAAGAAACAGUUGACGAAAAUUUAAUAAAAGAUUUUAAAAAGGAAAUUGUUCAAGAAAAGAUACAUCAUCCAUCAAUACCACAAAAUCAUAUUCAUAUAUCUAUUACAACGCAAACAGAAUCUCAAUUUAUUAAUCGAUCAACAUCAAUUGAUUCUCAAUUUAUUCAUAUGUUUAAUCUUAAUUUAGAAACAAAUCAAUUACUUUUAUCAUCAAUUGCUAAUCCAUAUCGUCGUGCUAUAUCAUCAAAUUAUUCUUCAGAAAUAAUAUCAAUCUAUCGGAAUGGUAUUGAAUAUAAACAUCGAUCAGUAUCAACUGGUGAUGAUUAUCCACAUUGGUGGCUUCGACUUACUACAGAUUUUAUUUUAUCAGAUUUUAUUAAAAUUCAAAAUGAGGAGAAGGAGAACAAACCUUUACUUCCUCCUUCUCCUCGAUAUAAUCAAAGUGUACAAACAGAUAUUGAUGAAUCAAGAACAUCAUCAUCAUCAUCGAGAUCACAAUGUAUACAAAAAUCUUCAUCUUCAGCAGCAACAACAACAACAACUAAUCAUUAUGAAUUAAUUGAUGAAAUUAAUGCUAAAAAUUGUGCGAAACAAUAUUUACCAUUUUCUGAUAUUAGUCAAAGAAUUGAUUCUCAUCAUAAUAUAAAUUGUCGUUUAUGUAAUUAUCAAAUUAAAAAUUCAUCUAUUCAUGACUACGCAAAUAUUAAUAAACAAUCUGAAAAUGAUAAUAAUAUAUUUGUUUCAUCACUAAAUUAUGAUCAUCAAAAACAAUCAUAUUCAAUACCUGAUCAUCAUCAGAAUAAUCGAGUAACAUGUCAUUGUUUUUCAAAUGAUACAACACGAACACGAACAAAUAGUUCUGAAAGUACAUCAACAACAUUAUUAGCAAGUUUACUUGAACGUUAUGAAAGAACAUUACGUGAACGACAAAGAGCUAUUGCUAUUAUUAAUGAUGAAUUAUUAGAUAUCGAUGAUGUAUUAAAAUAUUAUAGAGAAAAAAUCUACAAUACAUCAUUGAAACAAUCAAAUAGGGAUAUGGAACUUUGUCGAGAUAUUUCAUUAUUACCAAAAGAAGAUCGAUCAUCAUCAGCAAUUAUUAAUAUAAUAAAGGAUAAAUAUCGAUCAAUGCCUGGAUUAACAAGUGAAGAAAUGAUUAAAGGAUAUAUGCCAUCACCUAAAGUUCAUAUUAAUAAAUGUUUAUUAGAUUUAUCAAAACAACGACAACCUCGUUUUCUAACUCCAUCAACAAUAUUAACACGACCUGAUUAUUGUGAUUUAUAUUUAACUGGUCAUAGAAAAAAUUCAUCAUGGAUUAGAUAUAAUGAACAAAAAAUUGAAGAAUUACAAAAACGAAUUGAUUUAAUGUUACAAAUUGAUGAUAUUGAAGAAGCUCAAUUAUUAUUAUCAUCAACACCAAUUAUUCCAACAACUGCUACGGUUACACAACGUAUUGAUGAUAUUCUUUUAAGAAGAUCAAAAUAUCGUAGUCUACCUCUCUAUGAUUACCAUCGUUUUUUAUCACCUCAUCGAUAUCAAUAUUAUUUACCUCAUCGAUUGAAUCAAUCAUUACCAAAUACAUCUCAUCCGUUAAAUCGAUGUACUAAACGUUCAACAACACCACUAUCAAAAACGGUUCGAAUAUCUACUCAACCCGUUCCACCACAUCAAUCAAGAUCUGUUUCUCAACCACUUGUAUCAAUAUUACGUCAUAGUAGUGUACCAGAUAUGUCUCGAUCGACUAAAUUAAUUGAAUCAUCACAUAUUUGGAAAAGUAAAAGUAAUGAUCUUAAAGAAUGUGAUAUUCCACGAUAUUAUCGAUUGUACAAUGAUGUUAGUUUUCGAGAAGUAUACAAUUUUUCACGUUUACUUGAUACAUAUUUGGCUACAAAUCGAAUAUCAACAAAAGAUUAUUCAUCAAUGAUUAAAAAGUUUGCAUUAGAACAACAAUUACCAUCUCCUAUAACAAGUGUUGCAUAA
Molecule: messenger RNA, 2613 nt
Organism: Rotaria sordida
Lineage: Eukaryota; Metazoa; Rotifera; Eurotatoria; Philodinida; Philodinidae
Source: the annotation of a GenBank genome assembly